GAUAAAUACAAAGCCAUGAGCAGAGACCCGUGUAUCAGCCAGUUAGGGUUUUAGGAUAAGAUCAGCCAUGCUUCAACUCUGCUUCAAUCUCCCUCCUCAAUCCAAGCCACUGUUUAUUCCGCAUCAACAAGCAGUACCGGGUUGCUGUUUUAUCAACCCAGUACAAUUACAAUUCAAAUUCGGAUUAAACAAUGGCGUCACGAAGAUUUCAUCAACAAUACGUUGCCAGAAAUCGAGUGGCAGGAGGGCUGGAGGGGAUAAAAACAUGUUCGUAAAGCAGGUGGCGAAGCAAGGAGGCAAAAAGUCAGUUCUCGAAGGUCUAAUUACUGAAUCACUUCCCAAUGGCAUGUUCCGUGUGAACUUAGAUAAUGGAGAUUUGAUUCUUGGUUAUAUAUCUGGAAAGAUCCGAAAGAAUUUUAUACGUAUACUGCCGGGUGACAGAGUGAAGGUUGAAGUAAGUGGUUAUGAUUCAUCGAAGGGACGUAUAAUUUUCAGAUUGAGCAGUAAGGAUUAGAAUGAUUUCGUGGUUUCUUGGAACCAUAACCUGGCAUUUGUAAGGAUACAAUUCAAGGUUUAAAUUUUACAAGUGCCUUUGUUUCUUUCAGUUAAUAGGUUCUGAACUGUGCAAUACAUAAUGUAAAAAUCACAGUUGUAUAGGGCAUUCGAGCGCAAAAAAAUUUUAAUCGAGUCAAAAUUGUUUUCUGUGACCUUGGUGUUGAAAUAGGAAGGUAUUAUUUCUUGCUGUGUGGAAGAAAAAUUAUCCGUGAUUCUCUUUUUCCUAGCUGAAGUUAGUAAUCUAGUGGAUAUUCAGACUGCA
This is a messenger RNA of Carica papaya (papaya), 817 nucleotides long. Its product is annotated as Nucleic acid-binding, OB-fold-like protein. Gene Ontology annotation, cellular component: cytosol. Gene Ontology annotation, molecular function: RNA binding; ribosome binding; translation initiation factor activity. Gene Ontology annotation, biological process: translational initiation. The record is from RefSeq and is a predicted model, not a curated record. NCBI's taxonomy places the organism in Eukaryota, Viridiplantae, Streptophyta, Magnoliopsida, Brassicales, Caricaceae.